AUGCAGCGGAUUACAUUCCCUUUCCUCAAGACGCCAUUUUGCAGCAAACGCUCGUGUCCCAGCCCAGUCCUCGCCAUGUCUUGGCACUUCUUGUUCCUGAUCCUGGCGUUCGCCGACUCCGCAUCCAUCUCAUGCGACCAAGAGUCGGCAGAAGAUGCUUUUGUCCAGUUGUCCCCCGCCCAUGCACGCAAGCGUCGAACGUCGGAGUCGAAUCUCAAGAUCCAGCUUCUGGGCGCUUUCACGGGCGGGAAGCUUUGUGGGCAGAUCGUAGCUACACCUUGCACAAGUCCAACACUCGAUGUGACGGACCCAGUAGUCUCGCUGUGCUGCGAGCAGUUCAGUUUCCGAGAACUAGGCGAUGUUUGUGAAGACUUCACUCCAGGCUGCCAGGCGCAGAAAGCCGCCUGCGAGAUGGCCCUCUUCUUGUGCGACGACGCAAAUCCCUUGCUGCAACCGCAGUUCUUCGUUGAGCCUGGCACAUACCCCUGGAACUCACAGUUGUCAGACAUGGGAGGUUACAAUCUGAACCUGUGGCAAGCUCUGCAAAAUCUUACGGCCAUUUGUUUUGGUGAUGGUUAUGAGUGGCUUCGAUCUCAAAGCAACUACAUCAAAACCAGGUCGGGCAAUGUUGACAGAGCCUGUCAGGGAAUCGGUCAAGAGUGCGAGCUAGACCCCAAGUCGGCAGAUAGCACAGAGGAAGGCGACGAAUCUAUGGAGAGAAUGCAGCACAUCUUGGUGGAAAGUGGUACAGCAGCAGGUGGGCUGGUCAUUUUGGCCGCAAUGGACUUUACGCCGGCAGGGGCCAUCGCAUCCACAAUUUUCAAGACCGCAAUGGGACUUGCACUGGAAACGACGAGUGGACCUCCCACCAACCCCUGCACCUAUGCUGGGAAGGACUGGGGUCAGUGCGUGUGGUAUCAAGUCCGACAGUACGUAGAGAGGUACGUGACCAGCUAUGUCAAGGAAGCGCUGGAGAAGUACAACGAGGGGCAACUUGAAGAUAGGCUGAGGCAAAUCGAUACUCAGGUCAAUCGGGUCAAGCAGGACUACAGGGAUCAAGUCCGAAGUAACGAGUCGCUUGAAAAUGUCAUCGAGGAGCUGCAAGACUUACGCAGCCGCCUGGUGGGUGAAGCAGCAUGGUUUUUGGACAGCGAGCUGCUGCCCCAGAUCUUCGGUAUCAGCGUGACUGUGCAGACACUGGCUCUAUCGGCAGGGGAUCUUCAAACCGCCUCGAGCCUCAUGACCCUCCCGGCCAGUGCGUUGUGCUUUGCCAAAGCUCUCCUCAAACGUGGCACCUACUUCAUGCAGAACCGGAUGUCCGAGCUCAAGGCCACCCAAGUCAAUCGGACCAGUCUCAGGGGGGAUGGGCACCAUUGGCGUUACUAUUACAAGGGUCAGUUCGAUGCACAGUGCCAAACGACGGAGCACGAUGCCCUCAAACACAGCCCCUACAUUUGCGACCCCGGGUACGGCGUUUCAAACGCACCCCAUCAUACCUUCCCCCAGAACCGCCAGGGUGAGGGUGAGUGCGGCGUCUCGCAAAAACACGGCCAUCCCCGUUGGAAAGAGUGGCUGUGCCACCAGGCGUAUGUCCGACGGGUGCAACAGAAGAUUUGGGCGCGCUUCGUGGGUUCCGUCGUGAGCUUGGUUGAGCUAGCUCUGAACCAGUCUUCCAUGUCGAAGUCUCUUGGAUUUGAUUUAGGUGCUCCCCUUGCGUUGCUUGUUUUCUCGCUCUCCGACUCCUGCCCUGAUGAUGAGGUGAUGAACGUGCCUGGGGGGGAUGACGAUGUGCGUGUGGUUGGUGAAGGGGCCGCUCCACAGGCUGCUUUGGCUGUCAAUACUGGUGGUCCUCAACACUUCAGGCUCGACGUGGAGCCUGUGUGGCUCCAAGGGCUGCAGCAGGAAACGCUCACGAAAAGAGCUGAUGAACAGGAAGCAGCACUUGCACAGAUGCGUAAAGAGUUCAAGGAGCUUGAACGUGACUUGCAGGUAGACGAGAUGCAGCUUGUAGUCGGCGGAUGGGUGGAAGCGAAGAGGGAACAUGUUGAGUCAGACGUGCGAGCCAUGUUCGAACAGCUUAACGCAUUGCCGCUACUCAAGGCUGUCUUCGUGCCGUAUGUUAGGAGCAGCUUUUGCCGUGUGGAAUUGUUCUACACUGAUGACAACAUUUGGGCGCAGCGUAAGCUACAAACUAUGGUUUUGCAACAUCUGAAGGCGAUGACUUUCGUGUCGCGAGUUCAGAGCCUCUGUCAAAAAUAUCUCGGCGAUCACGCUGUAGAUCGGGACUGGCGAGGAAAGACCGGAUGGUUUCUUAACGUCAAGAUGCUGGAGGACCAGGACACGUGGGAUCAGGGGUGCAUCGCAGCUGCAGCCCGACAACCGGGUGUGUCGUCUCGACCGGCUUCGCUGAAGUAUCAAGAUCCGCCUGAGGUGAAGGAAUUGAUAGAUAGGUCAACCUGUUGUGCCCGUGACAAGGCAAGAGGUUUGAGGGCUCUCGUGACCAGAGACGAGAGAAAUCGGAUUCCUGAGUACUUCACCAGGCUCCUGAAAAGGGAAGUCGAGGCGACCUCCGUCCCAUCUGUCUUGUUCCGCGUACAGGUUCUCGACGGAAUCACUGCAGCGCAAUCGGUAAUGACUCUGGUUCGCAGGACGACAGGAUCUCCCUGCAAGGCGAUCCAGCUUGCCAAACUCUGUUUUGGCACGUCGGUUGUGGUAGGAGUGGGAGGGGUAGAGAGGACGCUUGAACUGCAGAGAGGGAUCAUGCAGGGCUCAGCUUUUUCUGCAGAUGUGUUCUCUCGUUUGAUGGACUGGGCUCUCAAACCACAGACGGAAGAGAUGGAAACACUCUUUCCGUCCUGGUCAGAGUCCAUUCAGGGUAUCCCACAUUUCCUGAUUUAUGCAGAUGACCUCAUCGUUUUCGCGGAUUCGGAAAGAGCCUUGCAGACUAAGGUGACAAUGUUGAUUCGAGCUCUCCAGCGGAUAGGUCUUGAGGUCAACCCCGCCAAAUGCAAAGUCCUGCAUGAACCUGGGGGCGAGACGUGCCCGGGCAUUUGGCUCCCUGCGACAGCAUGCCCACUGAAAGGAGAGGACCAGCUUGUGUUCCUCGGAGUCCCGGUGGGGCAUAACGUAGGAGCGUCCGUUAUCCUUUCUCACUUGCUUUGA
Symbiodinium necroappetens is the source of this 3162-nucleotide messenger RNA. The record is from the annotation of a GenBank genome assembly. NCBI's taxonomy places the organism in Eukaryota, Dinophyceae, Suessiales, Symbiodiniaceae.